CUCGGAUCAGUCGGAUCGGUUUACUGCCACAAUGCGGAAUCUACGGAGACUCGGAUUACUCCUCAUGGUGUACACGCUCACAGCUCUCGUCUCCCCUGGCAGCUCCAUUAUCCACGACCAAAGCCCACGUAUAAGCCCGACUUUGUGUUUCCCUCAGUGCCCGAACACGACCGUCGACGACUGCCCGUCUGGGGGUUGAGCCUAUACGAUCAUAGCACUGGAUCCAGUAACCAGAGGCUGAAAAGAGAAAUGCAGCCAAAGAGCUCUGUUUUUGAACUGGAAAGCCAGGCCAAGAGCAGCCAGGGCAAAGAUUACUCCCAGAAACCAUAACUAAAGAACAGCCAGCGGGCUGUGACACUCAACAUUUAAACUAGGAAAGCCUUGGCAUGUCUUUAAAUUAGUUUAAAUUAUAUGAUCAUCCCAGAUUGUGGGAAAUGCCUGCAAAUA
Messenger RNA from Drosophila persimilis, 447 nucleotides. RefSeq lists its product as uncharacterized. The transcript is spliced from 2 exons. Bases 32 to 199 code for a protein of 55 amino acids. The record is from RefSeq and is a predicted model, not a curated record. Lineage: Eukaryota; Metazoa; Arthropoda; Insecta; Diptera; Drosophilidae.